AUGGCGGGAUAGCCUUUUUCAGGUUUCUCUCUGUUUCUGCAAAACUAAUUGCAUUUAGAUUAUAGGCAGUCAUAGAAGAAAGAUGUCAGAAACAACCGGAGUCAUGCAGGGAAUAGGAUGCAAUCCUUACAAGAUAGUUGAUCACACUAGGGAGCGAAGAAAGGGCAUCACCGCCUCGUCGUUGAAAGAGUUGACUAACAUCGCACGCAGUCGAUUGGCAAUCCCCGUGGAUGCGGAUCUGACGAUCGUGCUUGAACAGGAUGGGACAGAGGUAGACGAUGAGGAGUAUUUUGCCACGUUAGAAAAGAAUACAAGCUUGAUGAUAUUGCACGGUGAUCAAAAAUGGAUCGCUGCGGGCAGUAAUACACCGUCUCGUUUCCACAUCGUGGACGAUGUAGACAAUGCGGAAGGUGGUUCAAGAAUCGACAAGAUUCGACGACGGCGAACACCCAUUGAGCCGCUGGUCUCGUCGCUGCACGGCGACCCGUCGCAUAUCUCGCUCCUAGGAGGAAACGACUUGGAAUUACUCAGUGACAUGGAUCCUGACAGUUUAGCCGACAUAGUGCCUGACAGACACUUCCUUGAGCAGCUGAAGGAAGCUUCAGGUAGAUUCUUGGCUGAAAAGCGACAAGCGCAGGAGUCCAUGGCUCUUCUCCAGAUGUACGCGAGCGGUGGUGAGAUGGAGCGAGCGUAGGCCAUGUGGGGGGUGGGCGCCCUCACAUUAGCAAAUAUGUAUAGAGUGCGACGUCGCAUAUUCUAUAAAGGUCGCCAACUACAACAAACUCUGAUCCUAUUCUGGAAUUGAGCCCAUCGUUAUUUACACAAACUGAUAAAGUAACUGAGAAUACACGAGCGUUAGUCGCUCAAGCUGAACGCAGCUGUAUCAGUGAGGAAGAUCUUAUGUUAUCUCUCGCGUAUGCGAAGAACACGAAGAAACGCAGAAACAAAGACAUUGUACAGAGAUACGAAACACAAGUAGUUUACGUUCGCCCAAUUUAGUACCGUAACAUCAA
Molecule: messenger RNA, 1013 nt
Organism: Cyphomyrmex costatus
Lineage: Eukaryota; Metazoa; Arthropoda; Insecta; Hymenoptera; Formicidae
Product: DNA fragmentation factor subunit alpha
Exons: 4
Coding region: 83-694 (203 amino acids)
Biological process (GO): apoptotic process; regulation of apoptotic process
Source: RefSeq, a predicted model, not a curated record